CUAUGCUGUCUUAGUCCCAUCUACGUUAGCAAUGAUGUCCAGUUGUACAUAUACACGCAAAUGACGACAAACAAAUUCCAGUACUCAGAUUACUUGGAAAGCUGCACAUGCAUCUUAAUCAGUCAUAUAAAUGUUACCAUUAUAUUUGUGCAUUGCCUGAAUUCGCCCAAUUCUUCACAAGUUGAAUCUGUACCAGACACUCUCUCUUUCAAUUGGUCUUGAGGCAAUUCGACAGGUGGGGCGGUGGUGCUGCUGAGAAUUUGGUGAGAAAAUGGCAAAUGAUGAGCUUCAAGAAAAACUCCUGAAGAAACCAUACUAUGAGAACUGCCCUGGUUGUAUGGUGGAUGAGAUGAAGGAGAGGCAGAGAGGUCUGCCCAUCACGAAGCUUCUAGCCAUAUGGACCGUUGUGCUAUCUGCAGCACUACCAAUUUCAUCUCUCUUUCCAUUUCUUUAUUUCAUGAUAAGAGAUUUGCACAUUGCAAAGAGGGAAGAAGAUAUCAAUUUUUAUGCUGGCUAUGUAGGUGCCUCGUAUAUGCUUGGAAGAACUCUGACUUCCAUGUUUUGGGGAGUAGUGGCUGAUCGAUACGGUCGAAAACCGGUCAUAUUCAUCGGGAUAAUCACAGUAGUUGUUUUCAAUACUAUAUUCGGUCUUAGUGUGAACUACUGGAUGGCAAUUUGUACAAGGUUUCUGCUUGGUGCAUUGAAUGGUUUACUCGGGCCAGUAAAGGCAUAUGCAAGUGAGAUUUUCCGCCAUGAGUAUCAAGCUGUGGCACUCUCUUCUAUUAGUACAUCAUGGGCCAUAGGUUUGAUCAUUGGACCGGCUUUGGGAGGCUUUCUUGCACAGCCUGCAGAAAAAUAUCCUGCUAUAUUUUCUCCAAAUUCUAUCUUUGGGAGAUUUCCUUACUUCUUGCCAUGCCUUUUCAUAUCGCUCUUUGCAUUGAUUGGGGCAGUGUGUUGUUUUUGGCUACCAGAGACAUUGCACAUGCAUCCUUCUAAUUGUUCACCUACUGAAUCCUAUGAUGCUUUGGAGACUGCACUACCAAAAGACAAUGGGAAAACAGAAACAAAAGAUGGAAGAGAAACUGAUUCUGGAAUAAGUCUCUUGAAGAAUUGGCCAUUGAUGUCAUCCAUAAUAGUAUAUUGCAUUUUCUCCCUUCAUGAUAUGGCUUAUUCAGAGAUAUUUCCAUUAUGGACAGAAAGCCCCAGGAAGUUUGGAGGUUUAAGUUAUUCAACUCAAAGUGUUGGUGAAAUUCUAACAAUUACAGGAUGUGGUCUUUUAGUUUUCCAGCUAUUUUUGUAUCCAUUUGUGGAGAAGAUGCUCGGCCCAAUUAAGAUUGCUCGAAUCUCAGGAGUUUUGUCAAUACCUCUGCUGACAAGUUACCCCUAUAUAGCUAUGUUAUCUGGAGUUGCCCUCUCAGUUGUCCUCAAUUGUGCAUCACUGUUGAAAAAUGUCUUAUCUACCUCCAUUAUCACUGGUUUGUUCAUACUCCAGAAUAAUGCAGUGGAACAACACCAAAGAGGUGCUGCUAAUGGCAUUGCCAUGACAGCAAUGUCAUUGUUCAAAGCUGUAGGUCCAGCUGGUGGAGGUGCAAUCCUUUCUUGGGCACAAAAGCGUCAGCAUGCUGCCUUCUUUCCAGGUGUACACUUAGUCUUCUUCAUCUUGAAUGUAAUUGAGGCAAUCGGAGUAUUGAUGACCUUCAAACCAUUUUUAGCUGACUGGAGUCAAUAUGAGUCGCAGAAUUGAAAGUCAUGAUUCAGUUGAACUUCCAUAAUGCAAUGAAUCAAAGCGCAUAUUAAGCAUGAUUCUUUUGCACAGUAGUUGGUGCUGAAUCUGGUGGCACCAGAAUCAGAAUGCUCAUACUAACUGGUAGAGAGAAGGUAAUUGCUGCCGUUGUUGGGAGGGGAAUCAUUGUCAUAAGGUCAUUCAUCACUUGGAAGCAAUUAGCAUUUCGAAAAUGCAAAGUUUCAGUUUACAGGUCAGAUAUAGAUAUAGGACAUGCAUAUGAAGAUAUAACACUGUUGUAAUUAACUUUGUAUAACAAUGAAUUACCAAAAUAAAAUACAUAUGUGUGUCUGUAUGUUAGUAUGUUAAGUAUUUUUGUCCAAUCAGUUAGGCUUCAGCUACCAAUCAAGUUUGUCUCCUCUUUGCUCCCUUUUCAAUCCGUGUAUUGGAGAAAAAGCAGGUCAUCUGUUGUGGCA
Messenger RNA from Coffea arabica (coffee), 2199 nucleotides. The record is from RefSeq and is a predicted model, not a curated record. Lineage: Eukaryota; Viridiplantae; Streptophyta; Magnoliopsida; Gentianales; Rubiaceae.